CGGUGUAUUUCUCCUUGGACUUGGACCAGUUUCUUGAACCUUCCGUCUCCGUUAGUCGAUGCCGGUUAGUUUAUUUUUUGCUCGAUCCGUGGUUCGAUUCUCGAUAUCUUGAGGAAUAAGUGCGAUCUUUUCUGGUGAACAUACCGGAGGUGGUGCAUGGAAUGAGUUUUCAGCAAUAUCCAGCUCAAAGCCCAGUGCAAAGUGGAGUGUGAUUGUGUGAUUGCAUCGGAACAGAAGGGGCGCAGAACAUAACUCAGAUAUUGUCAAGAACCUGUUCCAGCUCUUCUGGGGGUUGUUGUGCCGCGACUUCAAUUCAAGUUCAAGUGCUCGGAAUCGCCGCUGCCGUUGUUCUGUGUUGCCUGUGAAACAAAGAUAACGAUCUGGUGGCAUCUAGUGGAGCCAACUCGGAGUGGAAAUCUGAUAACUCCAAAAGGUCUCUAAUUAGCAACAAGUAGUUGAAAGCCGAAGUCGGGAUAGGAGAAGGAAAAAGUGAACAGAACAGUGUAGCAACAUAAAGAAACAAAUCGGAAGUUUGAGCAAAGGCAACAAUAUCUCGGAAUAGCAUCUCCAAACUCGAAAGUGUAUUGGGAAAUAACAGAGCGGAGUGUUUGGAGGAAAAGCAUUCAAAAUCAAAGAAAAGUGCAACAACUGAACAAACGAAGCGACCUCCGGCAAAACCGAGUGAAGUGUGUUUGUGUGUUGGUUUUCAGCUGCGGAUCUUGAAAGCCUUGUGACCUCCUCCGGGACAGUGCAGGAAGUGCGGAACGAGCCAGCAUUAGUGCCAGAAGAAGCAGAAGCCUCUGCAGCAGAAUGUGGAAAUCUACGGCAGUCAUGCUGGUGGUGGUUGCGGCAGCGGUACUUUUCAUCGAGGCCAGCUAUGCAAAAGAAGCCAGUCCGGCCCAAGUGGACCCAGAAGCCUCCGCCCGCCAGAGCAAAGCCGUAUCCACACACUGUCCGCGAUCAUGUCCGCCGACGACGACUCCUGCGGAACCGGUUUGCGGAACGGACGGGCUGAUCUACGCGAACAUUUGCGAGAUGAAGAAGAAGACCUGUACCAAGAACGCACCUAACAGCGUAAAAGAGGACAACGCAGGAUGUGAACGGGCAAAGGGUUCCCCGUGUAGUCAUCGGUGUCCAACGGAGAAGGAUUUGGUGUGCGGAACCGACGGCAGGACCUAUCUGAACCGCUGCAUGCUGCGAGUGCAGGCCUGCCGAGUAGGAACAGCUGCGGUUUCUCUGGCCCAUGUGGGACCUUGCGCCAACGGAAGCAUCAUCCGGGAGUCAUGUCCAGUCGACUGCAACAGUGCCCCUCAAGAUGGACCGGUUUGUGCCUCUGACGGAAACGUGUACAACUCCACUUGUCAGAUGAAGUUGAUCACUUGUGGACAGGGAGUCGUACGAACAAGCCGGAAGCACUGCCAGAGCACCCGAAACUGCCGGGAGUCUUGCUGGAGAGUGGCCCGACCCACCUGCGGAUCCGACGGUCGUCUGUAUGCCAGCGCCUGUAAGAUGCGAUCGUCCAACUGCGGUAAGCACGUUUUCGAGGUCCCAAUUUCGUUCUGUAUGUCCCAGGAACGUGCCGGAGGAAGCUCGGUUGCUGCGACCAACAAGAUCGAAGAUUGCCCGACCGAUUGCGCCCGGGAAGCUCAGCAAAUGAUCUGCGGAAGUGACGGCAACGUGUAUACGUCGAUGUGCGAACUGAAGAUGCUGAACUGCGGACAACGCAAGAAGAUCCAGGUCGUGGGAAUCGACCGCUGCAAGCAGAAGUUGAGCCGUUGCAAGUCCAUCCCAGCCUGCAAGCACCACAGCAAGAACAGUGCCUCGAUGUUCGGAGACCAGAAGGAUCUGCUCUGCGGUACCGACUCGCGAACCUACAACAAUGAAUGUGAACUGGCGAGAGCUACCUGCCUACGUGGAGUUCAACUGGCUCACAUCGGAGCCUGCACACAGCUGAAGACCAAAACCGAUCUCGUCGACUGCUCGAGCUGCACCUACGAAGAAGAUCAAGUCGGCCCAAUCUGCGGCUCUGACGGAAACACCUACCGGUCACGUUGCGAACUGAAGCAGAAGACUUGCGGACUCCGAGUUGUACCAGUUUCGCUCAAAAAUUGUGCUACUACUGCUCACUGUGAAGCCAACUGCGAAAGUGAACCCACCAGCUAUAUCUGCGGAUCGGACAACAAACUCUACCCGAACGAGUGCUUCAUGCGGAAGGAGAACUGCGGCAAACACAUGUUCAUCGUACCGAUGAAGCGUUGCCUGGCGGCCUUCACCUUCAAGGGCUGCUCACGGAUUUGCCCGCAGGAGUUCGAACCGGUCUGCGGCACAGACGGCAAAACCUACUCCAAUGACUGCUUCCUGAGCAUCGAAAACUGCCGAUCGCGAUCAGUUCACAAGAAACACGACGGACCCUGCGGAAGGCCCGAAGAACCGUCGCACAACUAUCUUUACUAAAACCACAAACACAUGCCAACAAAUCAGUUUCUAAGGCCACUUUUUUCCCAGUCCCGCCUUUCCUUCUCUUGUUCAUUGCCACAAGCUGUCCUUAUCUUGUAUUUGUAGUUUUAAGGCUGUUUAGAAAGUAGUUAUCCCGUACUGUUGUACUAAAGUUUUAGAACAGUCGGUCAUAAGCUUUGACCUUCAAGGUUAUAAAAAACAACUGCCAGAAUGAAACAAAAAGAAACGUACUGAAAAAACAAGACUUGAACCACCCAUUUUCGACGCACUUUUCCUGGUAAAAUUUACACUUUUUUCUAUCGAAAGUCUAAUUUUUUACAAGCCCUUCCCCUACUAGUAGACUGUUUUUAACGAACGAACAAAUUUUAGACAAACACGUGAGAAACAAUCACCGGAAGCGCGGAAGUCACGCCCCGCCCUUUUGUAGUUCGUAUUUAGUUCAAAUGAGUAAGAUUUAGCGCUUAAGUCAAUCGUGUAUAGAAACAAACUCUGAAACAAAAAGAAAUCGAAAACCUCUUUUUUGUUUUUAACUUACUCCGUUAGUAGUCAAACGAAACGCCCACCAAGGGCAACUAAAUUAUUGCAAACUGUAAUUUAUUACCGCGGAGAGAGAGAGAGAGGAAACCGAACGGAUGAAUCACGCACACAGCUUUUGAGAUUAGGAGCGGAAGGCUCGCUCGCUCGGAAGAACGUCAUAACUUAUUGAAAAAAAGAAAAUCUUUUUACAAAGAAUACUAGAAUAAAAACACGUACCCUUUCUUUAAUGUUUAAAAGAAUAUAACUGCAGUAGUACACCGUGUUACGAGAAGAGGUGCGAAGUGAAGCAAAGAAACGCUGACAAACCAAUUUGUGCUGGGGAAUCGAAGGCAUCGAAAUCGAUUCGAAGAGAGCCAAUCGCGCGCGCAGAGAACGAGUUCGCUUUUUCUGAUGUAGAAUUAUGAAUUAUGCUGAAAUUGCAAAAUAAACGAAACGUAAAAUACAAA
Aedes aegypti (yellow fever mosquito) is the source of this 3440-nucleotide messenger RNA. Its product is annotated as agrin. The transcript is spliced from 6 exons. Lineage: Eukaryota; Metazoa; Arthropoda; Insecta; Diptera; Culicidae. Bases 811 to 2454 code for a protein of 547 amino acids. Gene Ontology annotation, molecular function: protein binding. The record is from RefSeq and is a predicted model, not a curated record. Gene Ontology annotation, biological process: multicellular organism development; cell differentiation.